Penaeus vannamei (Pacific white shrimp) is the source of this 291-nucleotide messenger RNA. The record is from RefSeq and is a predicted model, not a curated record. Lineage: Eukaryota; Metazoa; Arthropoda; Malacostraca; Decapoda; Penaeidae.
GCAGCCAUGGAGGUGUGCGUGCCGUACCUGAGGUCCACCGUGGGGGUCCUGUUGGCGCUCCCGUACGCCAUUAUGAUGAUCGUCCUGGCCGGCAUCGCCUACGGCAUUCGGGACUGGAGGAUUCUGCAGGCGGUUGGAUCCAUUCCCUCGCUCCUGCUGGUGCCGCUUGCCUUUUUGGUGGACGAGUCUCCGCGCUGGCUCUUGGUGAACGGGCACCUGGACGAGACGGUGAAGGUCCUCGAGCGCGCCGCCGCCCUCAACCGAAGCGACAGGGGAGUUGCCGCCCAUUGA